Plectropomus leopardus (leopard coralgrouper) is the source of this 979-nucleotide messenger RNA. The record is from RefSeq and is a predicted model, not a curated record. Lineage: Eukaryota; Metazoa; Chordata; Actinopteri; Perciformes; Serranidae.
GACUCGGAGCAAAAGGACUACAUCAACGUGAAAGGCUGUGUGCCGCAGUUUGAGAAGUGGCUGCAGGACAACCUCACCUUGGUGGCCGGAAUCUUCAUUGGAGUGGCUCUACUGCAGAUUUUUGGGAUUUGUCUGGCCCAAAACCUUGUGAGUGACAUCGAGGCUGUGCGGGCGAGCUGGGUGCCCCCCCCUCUGUCCAUGCGUCGACUCCCACCACACCCCAGCAAGAAAUCAUCGGCUUACUACUCAUGAGACACACACACGCGCGCACAUGCUGUAUGUGUGUCUGUAGCCGGUGGGUGUGAUGGAUCAUUUGGUCACUGUUUUGUCUUUGGUGUGCUGUGAAUGGCUGGAUGCUUCUCUGUUUGCUGUUGUGUUGUUUUGUUCCAUCUGAGGGCCAAAUCUGUCAAUCUGGAGCUGUUUUAUGAUAACAGCUUCCUCUGGAGGCAAUAGUGAGCCACCGGAGUCAUUCUGUCAUUUUUCAGUGUUUGAUUCUGUCAGUUAAUAAUCAGAUCCAGUGAAGCAGGAAUACUAAAUUUCCCACUUUCUAGAAAACAUUGCGUCUUCAGUAGUGACCUAAUUCUGCUCCGAUGGGUGCAACUAAGGAAAUUCAACCAAUUAAGUUCUCGGAAAUGUAUCAGCAAUUCAACCCAUUCUAUCAGUUCAAUUAGCAUUUAAAGGUCCAGUGUGUGGGAUUUAGCGGAACCUGCUGGCAGAAAUGGUAAAUAAUAUUCAUAACUUUACUGUUACCUGAAAAUAACAAUUGUUUUGUUUUUGGUUACCGUAGAAUAUGCUGUUUAUAUCUAAGCACAGAGGGGGUCCUCUCCCAGAGUCCACCAUGUUGUGUCUACAGUAGCCCAGAACGGACAAAUCAGCCACUGUAGCGCUCCUACACGCUUCGCACAUGGGAGAAAUUUCAGUUCUGCAACCUCACCACUAGAUGCAACUAAAUCCUACACACUGGACAUUUAUAUUACAC